Abrus precatorius (Indian licorice) is the source of this 1806-nucleotide messenger RNA. Its product is annotated as carboxyl-terminal-processing peptidase 2, chloroplastic. Lineage: Eukaryota; Viridiplantae; Streptophyta; Magnoliopsida; Fabales; Fabaceae. The transcript has 13 exons. Gene Ontology annotation, biological process: proteolysis. The record is from RefSeq and is a predicted model, not a curated record. Gene Ontology annotation, molecular function: serine-type peptidase activity; endopeptidase activity; protein binding. The coding region runs from base 59 to 1657 and encodes 532 amino acids.
UGUAAAGGAAAAAGUGCAACGAGUUGAGCGAUUUGUGGGGCUCCCUUCUCUCUGUUCCAUGGAAGUGGUUUCGAGCUCUGUGAGUGCUUGUUCUUCCCUUCAUUGCUGUCGCAACACCACAAUCCCUAGUAUCUCCAUUUCCGAGGUGUCAUGGUUGAAGUGUUCUUCUUUAAGGAUAAUAGAAACUCGGCUUUCAUUGGCCCAUAGAAGGAAGAACGAUGUUGGGUUUAGAAACAAGGAUUGUGGUAGAAAAGAAUUCUCACUUGGGGUGGUGCCACGGAUAAGUAACAUAUGUUCUCCUCAGUGUAGCUAUUUUUCAUCAAAUUGGGGUUUCAUUGCCCAAAGGAUGAAAUGUAACAGUCUUUUAAGGUUGAAGGAUUGUUCAGUAAACAUAAGACAGCAUGCCUCUAUUCUAUUUGUGCGGUUGGUUGCUGGAGUGAUGUUGGUCAUGUCUGUUUCUUUGACUUCCAGCGAGCCAUCUUUGGCCCUGUCUGAAGAGAAUCUCAUCUUUCUGGAGGCAUGGAGAACAAUUGACCGAGCGUAUAUCGAUAAAAGUUUUAAUGGACAAAGUUGGUUUAGGUAUAGAGAAGAUGCACUCCGCAAUGAACCAAUGAACAAUCGAGAAGAAACUUAUACAGCAAUAAAAAAGAUGCUCGCCACAUUGGAUGAUCCCUUCACCAGGUUUUUGGAGCCUGAAAAGUUUAGAAGUUUGAGGUCUGGAACUCAAGGAUCUCUAACUGGAGUGGGGCUAUCAAUAGGCUACCCUACCAAAGCUGACAUGCAACCUGGUGGACUUCUUGUCAUUUCAGCUUCUCCAGGAGGACCUGCAUAUAGAGCUGGUGUUUCGUCUGGUGAUGUUAUACUGGCAAUUGAUGAUACAAGCACAGAAAACAUGGGGCUAUAUGAUGCUGCUGAACGCCUACAGGGACCUGAAGGAAGCUCUAUAGCUUUGACCAUUCGUAGUGGUUUGGAUGUAAAACACCUGGCUUUAACGCGAGAGAAAGUUUCAUUGAAUCCUGUGAAGUCAAGAACGUGCAAGCUACCUGCUUCAGGAAAUGAUUCCCCGACAGUUGGUUAUAUCAAACUAACAUCUUUCAACCAAAAGGCAGCUAGUGCUGUCAAGGAAGCAAUCAAUACAUUAAGGAGUGAUAAUGUAAAUGCAUUUGUUUUGGACCUUAGAGAUAAUAGUGGUGGUCUUUUCCCAGAAGGAAUUGAGAUUGCCAAAAUUUGGUUGGACAAAGGUGUGAUUGUGUAUAUUUGUGAUAGUCGUGGAGUCCGAGAUAUACUUGAUACAGAUGGAAGUAGUGCACUAGCAAUUUCAGAACCCUUAGCAGUACUGGUAAAUAAGGGAACUGCAAGUGCAAGCGAAAUAUUAGCUGGUGCAUUGAAAGAUAAUAAGCGCGCCAUAUUGUUUGGAGAGCCAACAUUUGGAAAAGGGAAGAUCCAAUCAGUUUUUGAGCUCUCAGAUGGCUCUGGAUUAGUUGUUACAGUUGCACGCUAUGAGACACCUGCACACACAGAUAUUGACAAGGUUGGUGUCAUUCCUGACCAUCCUCUACCAACAGCAUUUCCUAAGAAUGAGGAAGCAUUUUGCAACUGCCUCCAGAAUCCUGCAUCUUCUUGUUAUGUCAACCGGGUCCAGCUAUUUUCAAAAUGAUGAUUUUUUUCUUUUCCUUCGGUUGUUGUACAUUAAUUCUUUGGACAAAUAAUUCUUUAACAUAACUUGAUGUUUUUAUUAAUUGAUGAAAGGAACUUUGUUGUCAUAUAUAUAUCUGGACAUAUUUAAAAACCAAAGGCAAGGAAAAC